This is a messenger RNA of Solenopsis invicta (red fire ant), 1937 nucleotides long. It is a transcript of the gene eEF1delta, whose product is annotated as probable elongation factor 1-delta. The record is from RefSeq and is a predicted model, not a curated record. Gene Ontology annotation, molecular function: guanyl-nucleotide exchange factor activity; translation elongation factor activity. The transcript has 9 exons. Lineage: Eukaryota; Metazoa; Arthropoda; Insecta; Hymenoptera; Formicidae. Gene Ontology annotation, cellular component: cytosol; eukaryotic translation elongation factor 1 complex. Gene Ontology annotation, biological process: translational elongation. Bases 192 to 1490 code for a protein of 432 amino acids.
ACGUGGUGGUAAAUUUCGAGAUCCGGUAACCCUGUACCCUCUCCCAUUCCUCUCAAUUCCUCUGCGGGUACGUUUCCUCCAACACGUACUACAAAUUUUGGCUGUCGAGCAAACAUUGAGCUAAUUCGACCUCUAGACGUGGCUCAAGAAGUUCAUAGCAUUUUUGCUUCAUAAAAUAAAGUAUUGAAAAGAUGUCAACUACUACAGUGCCAAUUGGUGUAAUGAAUAAAGAAAAAAUAUGGUUUGACAAACCAUGCUACGAUAGAGCAGAACGAAAUUAUUAUGAGAAGAAAGCCAAGGUGGUGUCUCGUAAGAUUGCGGAAAGCUGCACGCUUAAGUCUGACAAUUCUAUAACUGAUAAGUGCCAAGUUGUAAUUAAUAUUAGUUCAUUGAAAUCUAAGGCUGAAAAAUCUAAAGACAACAAGCUAACUCAUGAAUCGAACAUGAAACGUUCCAAAUGCCGAGCAAGAAACGCAAAAGUCAAUAAAGAUGCCGCGGAUGUAUGUAAUAUGCAAAAUAAAGAAAAUACAAAGACAAGUGAAAAAUUCGAUAGUGUAAAGGAUAAUGCAAAAGAGAAGGAAAAUACUUCUCCGAAUGAGAAAGCGAAAAAGUAUAACGCGAAAGAGGCUAAAGAGAAAAGGAACAAGGAAGAUACGAGAAAUAAAAAUAGGGGAAGUGAAGAAAAUAAUGCCGGGGGAAAUAAAGAAACUGCAGUGCCAUUCGUGAGGAAUAAAGAACAAUUGCCCGAUCAGGAAGCUCAACCGCCACUUCGUUCAUUCUUGCCUCCUGGAAGUUUGGCUGAUGAGGUUGCGAAGGCUCGGCAGCAUAUUAAACAAUCCUUACAGUGUAUGGAUGAUAUUGCAAAUAUCGCAAAUCACGAUGUUACACCUCGUAUUGUCAAACUUGAAAAAGAAAAUCAGGAUCUGAAGAGAAUUAUUCAGGACCUAAGGAAUACCACUGACAAAUUGACAAAACGUGUGAUAACUUUGGAAGAACAUGUAGAAAGCCUUGAGACACGCAUGCCUUACAUAGCAAUUUGUCCUGCGAAACCUGAAGAACCAAAGCAAGAGCAGAAGCAGAGCAAAGAAAAAAAUGAUGAGGACGACGAAGAUGUUGAUCUGUUUGGUUCCGAUUCAGAGGGAGAGGAUGCAGAGGCUGCCAAGAUUAGAGAAGAACGACUUGCCGCAUAUGCUGCCAAGAAGUCUAAAAAACCAGCCUUAAUAGCUAAAUCAAACAUCAUCCUGGAUGUGAAACCAUGGGAUGAUGAAACAGACAUGAAAGAGAUGGAAAAGGCGGUGCGGAAGAUCGAGACUGAUGGUCUUCUUUGGGGUGCUUCUAAACUUGUACCACUCGCUUUUGGAAUUCACAAGCUACAGAUAUCGUGCGUCGUGGAAGAUGAAAAAGUGUCAAUAGAUUGGUUAACGGAACAGAUUCAGGAACUCGAAGAUUAUGUACAAAGCGUCGACAUUGCGGCUUUCAACAAAGUGUAAAAAAACUAGAGCCAAAUUUAUAAAAAGUGCGUGAUGGUAUAGUCGAAAAUAAGCAUGGGUCUAUGUGCCAUUUCUGCAUUCCAUUAGCAGUAUCUACAAUCGAAAACUAUUCACAUGUGCGUUUUUCCACAUUAAGAGUCAAAAGAUACAGAUAUUCUAAAACUAUUUGAUGUUAUUACAAUGGCUAUCUAAAAGCUUAUAAAAUAUGGAAAACUGAUUCAACAGUAAAUUUAGCAGAUUGAACAGAUUUAGAUCAAAUUGAUCAAAGGUAUCUAUUGUUAAUCUCUGCGACAUUGUAAAUGUCAAAAUUAGACUUUCUCUAUCUUUUACAUAUAUAUAUAUAUAUUUCUUUGCAGCAGAUUGUUUUCGCUAAAAGUCAAGUUACCUCUUAUCAUUUUAUAUUCUCAUAUUGUUAUUAUCUUAAAUAAAAAACAUUUGGCCAAUGCA